GUUGACAGAGUGAGGCCUUGUUCUCGUUCUUACAUUCCUCUCUUUCUCUUUCUCUCCAGGUGGGACAAGAUGGAGAGUUCAUAGGAAGGAUAGACCCGAGAUCGCUUCUGUAAUGUCAGCAAAGGCCAAGGUGCUACUGUGGGUGCUCUUCUCUUUGCUGCCUCUAGUAGAAGGAGCUCAUAUGAAAGCCGGUUCUGCUGGUGUGGGAUCAGACUCGCGCCGGGCUGUGGGCCUGCUGGGAGGUCAGGAGGAGCGCGAGUUCCCUGUGACGCUGCCAGAGGUGGUGGAGGACGAGGAGCAGGAAGAUGACAGUGACCCUUACUCCACUUGGCAUUCUCUUUAUGACCCCUUUGUGAUAGAUGAGGUCGAUGACCAUCCCAGUAGUCGCUGGGUGGGACGCUCUCCCCGCUCCUCUGACCCCUCAGAACCUCAACCCAAGGGAUCACCAAAAAAAAAGAAGAAGAGGAAGAAGAAAGAAAAGGAGGAAGCGGUAGAGACAGGAAGAGGAGACAGAAAGGGUAAAGGUAAAAACAGGCAGCCGAAGCAGAGCAGCAGGGACUGUCGUGUGGAAAAGAGAGAGAUGAGGGUACGGGACCUGGGUUUGGGGUUUGACUCUGACGAGAUCGUCCUCUUUAAGUUCUGUGUCGGCUCCUGUCAGUCCUCAAGAACAAACUACGACCUCGCUCUGAAGGCGCUGCUGGAAAACGGGUCACUACCUAGGCGCACUGCUCGUAAGGUCAGCAACCACCCCUGUUGCCGGCCUGACCGGUAUGAGCCUGUUUCUUUCAUGGACGCUCAAACCACCUGGAGGACCAUCCAGUCAUUAUCUGCUGCCAGCUGCAUGUGCAUGGGCUAAAAGAAUGGACGAAAAAAAUAACAAAGAGGAGAGGUGUCGCUUGUCCUGUGCAGAGACGAAUCAAGAGGCUCAGUGUGAGGAUGGUCAGAGGGGGGCGCUGCUACAGAAACACAGCAAAGGAAGUAAAUGAGACAACUUGUUCUGUGUAUUUCCUUUUGAGGAUGGGGAGGUCUGGAUGCUGCUGGACGAUGGUGGUCAAAAUCAAAAGCCUGAAGGGAACUAAUCAGGUUCACAGUCUGGAGUUAUUGUUUCUUCCUCAAAGAGAGAAUGUUUUUAAAUGAAUAACUGUUAACUACUGUGGGAACCUCCACACCAGUUAUCAGACAUUAAAGAGACUGAAUACAUGGACAUGUUUGAGUUUUAAUGGGCAAGUCCUCAAGGCUAAAACUCAAAUAUACAAAGAAAAGACACAAUACCAGGACUGACACUGUUUUUAUAUUGGAAUUAAGACUGAAAAACACCCAAUAAGACGCUCACUUUUAAUCACAGUGAAGUCAAAACCUCCUAAAGCAAUAUCAUUUAUAUCACAUAAGAACAGGCAUUACAUUGUUUCUAUGUUCAGAUGAACUCAGCCAAAUGGAUGCCAUGCAUCUUCAUGUAUUACUGUGUCAAAGUAAAAUAUAUUUAUUUCUGAUAAAUUAUUUAUUUAUUAUAGCUUGAUACGAGAGCUGUUUUUUAUAUAUUAACUCCAUAUUGUGGAUAAAUAUCUAUUUAUUAUGAAGACUCAGAUUUCAUGUGGACAGUUACUGCUUACAUGCAGUACGUGCAUUUCUCUUUUUUUAAUGCAGAUUUUCACAUUUAUCCAGCAUCUCAUACAGCCCGACUACAGAUUCUGCUCAGACUAAAAUUGGAAGCAGUAAACAUUUCUGAAAUGAUUAGAGUUAUUUUAUAAAAUAAAAUCUUAAUCCAAAGUCUUAGGUUCUCUAUGGCAUUGAUUUCUUUUUUAUUUUAUCUUGAAAUCCUCGUCAUUAAAAAAGAAACAAAUCAGCCUGCAUUGAAUCAAUGUGGUAUAUCUGGUUAACUUUGAAAAAAGCAAGUUUGACAGUAGAUAUUUAAUUUUGCAGUGAUAACUUUAUCAGUGUUCCUGAGCGAAGUCAUAACUUAAGUGUCCAGAGUGGGAAGACUUUUUUUUAUAUAUGUAUACAACAGGACCUCAAUUCAUUUCUCAUCUUAGUAUGGGGAGGAAGUUCCACUCUGUUACACUUCUCCAGUAUGUCACAUUAAUAUUAUUGUUUCAUAAAGUGUACUUUAUUUUUGUAUGGCAUAAUCCUCUAAGGGAAUAAAGCUUUUUAAUAUA
Molecule: messenger RNA, 2153 nt
Organism: Labrus bergylta (ballan wrasse)
Lineage: Eukaryota; Metazoa; Chordata; Actinopteri; Labriformes; Labridae
Source: RefSeq, a predicted model, not a curated record